GUAAGCGUCUGUGUGUGAAUGUGUUGCAAGGAGAAUCGCCGCCUGCGAAUUGUUUAUGUUUAAUUUGAGACGAAAAGAGAGUGGUUAAAUUGCAGCACUAGAUUUACCGUUAGGGCGAGAGUAAACACAUUCAACAUGUUGUUGCAGUUACUAAACUAAAACAAAAGCAAAUCGGAUCACUCUCUCUUGCGCUCUCGCUCUCCCCGUCUCGCUCACUCCCUCAGAUUUAAGUGUACCCGAGUGUUUUUGCCGUGUUUUGUUUUGAUUUUCGCACACACACAAAGACACUAAUGGGAGAGGGAGAGAGAGUAUCUUGCUAGUUGUUAUUGCAUUGGCCAUCUAAUAAAAUUGUGCCGUACUUGUUGUUGUUGCAGUCGGAUUAAAAGUCAACGCAAUUAUCAGUGCUAAAUAGAAGGAAAAUACAAAUAAAAGGAACCAAAUCAAAAUCAAAUUGGAUUAUCGCCCCAGCUUCUGGGACUUGCCACAGGAUGUUGACUCGGCCUUCCCGUGGCUGCUUUUACCUGCCCCAGCAGCGAUACUCCUCACACCUCGCCGCGUAGAAUAGGCAUUUCCGGUCUUGCAGCGCGGAAACAGCAGCAAUCACAAGCGCUGUCAGCAACACCAGUCGAUAUCAGAUAUAGACAACCGAUAUACACACAUACAUAUCGGUAUAUUCGCUGCCGCUGUCGCCGCCUUGUUCUUCGCGAUUUCGUCGCCGUCAGCGUUCGCCGCCGACUGAGACGAAAGCUGCGAAGCAACGAGCGCCAGCGAAAGCCUCACCACGGACGCAUUUAUGGAUGCGGGCGGCCUGCCAGUUUUCCAGAGCGCCAGCCAAGCAGCCGCCGUCGCCCAGCAGCAGCAGCAGCAGCAACAACAGCAGCAGCAACAGCAGCAGCAGCAACAUCUGAAUCUCCAGUUGCACCAGCAGCACUUGGGCCUCCAUCUGCAACUGCAGCAGCAGCAGCACAAUGCCCAGGCUCAGCAGCAGCAGAUCCAAGUGCAACAGCAGCAGCAACAACAGCAGCAGCAGCAGCAGCAACACUCGCCCUACAAUGCCAACCUGGGAGCAACAGGCGGAAUUGCUGGAAUCACUGGCGGCAACGGAGCUGGCGGCCCUGCGAAUCCAGGAGCGGUUUCCUCCGCAGCGGGCGACUCUAUGCCCGCCAAGCGGCUGCCGGUGGUCGACCGCCUGCGCCGCCGAAUGGAGAACUACCGCCGGCGGCAGACGGACUGCGUGCCGCGGUACGAGCAGGCCUUUAGCACGGUGUGCGAGCAACAGAACCAGGAGACCACCGCCCUGCAGAAGCGCUUCCUCGAGAGCAAGAACAAGCGGGCGGCCAAGAAGACAGACAAGAAGCUGCCCGACCCCUCGCAGCAGCAGCAGCAACACCAGCAGCAGCAGCACCAGCAGCAGCAACACCAGCAGCAUCAGCAACACCAGCAGGCCCAGACGAUGUUAGCCGGACAGCUGCAGAGCAGUGUUCAUGUGCAACAAAAAUUCCUUAAACGACCUGCGGAGGAUGUUGACAAUGGCGCUGACAACAAUGAACCGCCGCACAAGUUGCCCAACAACAAUAACAACAGCAAUAGCUACAACAACAACGGCAAUUCGAAUGCGAACAACGGCGGCAACAGCAACAACAACAAUGGCUCCAAUACCGGCAAUGGCAAUGGCAACAACCCGAACCACAACAACAACAGCAGCAACAACAAUGGCAACGGCCCCAACAACAACAACAACAAUAACAACAAUGGCGGCAACAGCAACAACAACGGCUCAGAGAAUCUAACAAAGUUCUCGGUGGAAAUCGUACAGCAACUGGAGUUCACCACAUCGGCGGCCAAUUCGCAGCCGCAGCAGAUCAGCACGAAUGUCACUGUGAAGGCGCUGACCAACACAUCGGUGAAGAGCGAACCAGGUGUGGGCGGCGGCGGCGGCGGUGGCGGAGGGGGCGGCGGUGGCGGCGGCAGCGGCAGUGGCAACAACAACGGCGGUCCUGGCAACAACGGUAACGGCAACGGCAACAACAACCCAGGCGAUCAUCAGCAGCAGCAGCAGCAACAAGGCGGCGGACUGGGAGGCCUCGGCAAUAAUGGAAGGGGCGGGGGACCCGGCGGCAUGGCCACGGGUCCCGGGGGCGUGGCCGGUGGGCUUGGCGGCAUGGGUAUGCCACCCAACAUGAUGUCCGCCCAGCAGAAGUCGGCCCUGGGCAACCUAGCCAACUUGGUGGAGUGCAAACGGGAACCGGAUCACGAUUUCCCCGAUCUCGGAUCGCUCGACAAGGAUGUGGGUGGUGGGCAGUUCCCCAACUUUCCCGAUCUGCUGGGCGACGACAACUCGGAGAACAACGACACCUUCAAGGAUCUCAUCAGCAACCUGCAGGACUUCAAUCCGAGCUUCCUCGACGGCUUCGAUGAGAAACCGCUGCUGGACAUCAAAACGGAGGACGGCAUCAAGGUGGAGCCCCCGAAUGCCCAGGAUCUGAUCAACAGCCUGAAUGUGAAGUCCGAGGGUGGACUGGGCCAUGGCUUCGGUGGCUUCGGCCUGGGUCUGGACAACCCGGGCAUGAAGAUGCGUGGUGGCAACCCUGGCGGCAACCCAGGUGGCUUCCCCAACGGUCCGAAUGGCGGCGGCGCUGCUCCCAACUCGGGUGGCAAUGGUGGCAACUCUGGUAAUCUCAUGUCCGAACAUCCGCUGGCCGCCCAGACACUCAAGCAAAUGGCCGAGCAGCACCAGCACAAGAACGCCAUGGGCGGCAUGGGCGGAUUCCCCCGCCCCCCGCACGGCAUGAACCCGCAGCAGCAGCAGCAGCAACAGCAGCAGCAGGCGCAGCAGCAACACGGCCAGAUGAUGGGACAGGGACAACCGGGUCGGUACAACGACUACGGAGGUGGCUUCCCCAACGACUUUGGCCUGGGUCCCAACGGGCCGCAGCAGCAGCAGCAGCAGGCGCAGCAGCAACAGCAGCAGCAGCCGCAGCAGCAACACCUGCCGCCGCAGUUCCACCAGAAGGGUCCUGGCCCGGGGGCCGGCAUGAAUGUGCAGCAGAACUUCCUGGACAUCAAGCAGGAGCUCUUCUACUCAUCUCAAAACGAUUUCGAUCUCAAGCGCCUGCAGCAGCAGCAGGCCAUGCAACAGCAACAGGCGCAGCAGCAGCAACAGCAACACCACCAGCAGCAACAGCAGCAGCAGCAGCCCAAAAUGGGAGGCGUGCCGAACUUCAGCAAGCAGCAGCAGCAGCAACAGGUGCCGCAGCAACAGCAGCAGCAGCUGCAGCAGCAGCAGCAGUACUCGCCGUUCAGCAACCAGAACGCGAAUGCGGCGGCCAACUUCCUGAACUGCCCGCCGAGGGGAGGGCCGAAUGGCAACCCGCAGCAGCAGCAGCAGCCGGGCAAUCUGGCGCAGCAGCAGCAGCCUGGCGGUGGACCGCAGCAGCAGCAGCAGCGCGGAAAUGCCGGCAACGGGCAGCAGAAUAAUCCGAAUGCCGGGCCCGGCGGCAAUGCCUCCAAUGCACCGCAGCAGCAGCAGUCGACGACCACAACGCUGCAGAUGAAGCAGACGCAGCAGUUGCACAUUAGCCAACAGGGCGGCGGAGCCCAUGGCAUUCAGGUGUCCGCUGGUCAGCAUCUGCAUCUGAGUGGCGACAUGAAGAGCAACGUCUCGGUGGCCGCCCAGCAAGGAGUCUUCUUCAGCCAGCAGCAGGCGCAGCAGCAGCAGCAGCAGCAACCCGGCGGCAGCAACGGACCCAAUCCGCAGCAGCAGCAGCAACAGCCGCAUGGCGGCAACGCUGGCGGCGGAGUGGGCGUUGGUGUGGGCGUGGGAGUGGGCGUGGGCGUGGGCGUUGGCAAUGGCGGUCCCAAUCCCGGACAGCAGCAGCAGCAACCAAAUCAAAACAUGAGCAAUGCAAAUGUUCCCUCCGAUGGCUUCUCGCUCUCGCAGAGUCAGAGCAUGAACUUCAGCCAGCAGCAGCAGGCGGCGGCGGCGGCGGCAGCAGCGGCGGCGGCGCAGCAGCAACAGGCGGCCGCCCAGCAGCAGCAGGUUCCGCCGAACAUGCGCCAGCGUCAGACGCAAGUGCAGGCAGCGGCUGCGGCGGCGGCGGCGGCAGCGGCGCAGGCGCAGGCGGCGGCCAAUGCGGGCGGCGGUCCGAACGUGCCGCUCAUGCAGCAGCCGCAGGUCGGAGUGGGCGUUGGCGUUGGCGUCGUUGGAGUGGGCGUUGGCAAUGGAGUGGGCGUGGUGGGCGGAGCCGGCAACGGCGGUCCCAACAACGGUGCAAUGAAUCAGAUGGGCGGGCCCAUGGGCGGCAUGCCGGGCAUGCAGAUGGGCGGACCCAUGAACCCGAUGCAGAUGAAUCCCAACGGAGGCGGUCCCUCCGCCCAGCAGAUGAUGAUGGGCGGCGGUGGAGGGGGACCGGGCCAGGUUCCGGGUGGGGGACCCGGACCCAAUCCCAACCAGGCCAAGUUCCUGCAGCAGCAGCAGAUGAUGCGCGCCCAGGCGAUGCAGCAGCAGCAGCAGCACAUGUCCGGCGCCCGUCCGCCGCCGCCGGAGUACAAUGCCACCAAGGCGCAGCUGAUGCAGGCCCAGAUGAUGCAGCAGACGGUGGGCGGCGGCGGCGUGGGCGUGGGCGUCGGCGGUGUCGGCGUGGGCGUAGGCGUGGGAGGCGUCGGUGGGGCCAACGGCGGUCGCUUCCCGAACAGCGCUGCCCAGGCGGCGGCCAUGCGGCGCAUGACCCAGCAGCCCAUCCCGCCGUCCGGUCCGAUGAUGCGGCCGCAGCACGCGAUGUACAUGCAGCAGCAUGGCGGAGCGGGCGGCGGUCCGAGGAGCGGCAUGGGCGUGCCCUACGGCGGCGGAGCGGGCGGACCGAUGGGCGGACCGCAGCAGCAGCAGCGACCGCCGAAUGUCCAGGUCACGCCGGAUGGCAUGCCCAUGGGCUCGCAGCAGGAGUGGCGGCACAUGAUGAUGUCGCAGCAGCAGACGCAGAUGGGCUUCGGCGGACCAGGACCUGGCGGACCCAUGCGGCAGGGACCAGGAGGAUUCAAUGGAGGCAACUUCAUGCCCAAUGGUGCACCCAAUGGAGCGGCGGGCAACGGACCCAAUGCCGGUGGCAUGAUGGCCGGCCCGAAUGUGCCGCAAAUGCAGCUGACCCCCGCCCAGAUGCAGCAGCAACUGAUGCGGCAGCAGCAGCAACAGCAACAGCAGCAGCAGCAGCAACACAUGGGCCCCGGCGGCGGCAACAACAUGCAGAUGCAGCAGCUGCUGCAGCAGCAGCAGUCCGGCGGCGGGGGCAACAUGAUGGCCAGCCAAAUGCAGAUGACCAGCAUGCACAUGAGCCAGACGCAGCAGCAGAUCACCAUGCAGCAGCAGCAGCAGUUCGUGCAGAGCACCACCACCACCACGCACCAGCAGCAGCAGAUGAUGCAGAUGCAGGGUCCAGGCGGCGGCGGCGUUGGCGUUGGCGGUGGAGUGCCGGGAUCGGCCAGCAACAACAACGGCGGCGGCGGCGGCGGAGGCGGCGGGCCAGCGGGUGGAGGCAAUGCAUCCUCGACCAUUGCCAGUGCCAGCUCGAUUAGCCAGACGAUCAACUCGGUGGUGGCCAACUCGAAUGAUUUCGGUCUCGAAUUCUUGGACAACCUGCCCGUGGACAGCAACUUCUCCACGCAGGAUCUGAUCAACUCCCUCGACAACGACAAUUUCAACCUGCAGGACUUCAACAUGCCGUAAAGGAAUGUUGUCGGGAAGCACUCAAAAGGAUCACCAACAACCACAACCACCACCUCCAGCCAGCACCAAACACAACCACAACCACCACCACCACCACCACCACCUCCAUAAUAACCACCACGAUGUUGCCUCAGUUUUGUUUAGAUUUUUAUUUUGUUGCCUGUUGUUGUUAUUGGCCUGGGCAGCCGAACCCGAACCGCCCUACCGCCUACCGCCCCCCUCAAGGCCCCGCCCCCCUCGUUCCUGCCAACGAAGUUAUUUUGUUUGUUAUUUGUGUGUGAAUUUAUUCCUAAGCUAAGUUCGUCGUUCGUCGUUCGUCAAUGUACUCUAAUUUCGCGGGCUCCACUGUAUUUUAUUGUAUUCUAUUCUAUUGUAUUGUAUGUAUUAUUAGAGCUGUUCCCAAGGUCCAAGGCGUGCGCCCAUUUGGGGCGUGGCAGAGCGGCGAGAGUUCGCAAGACAUUCCAUAUGCACCGGUCGAACUGAGGAAUUAGGGAAAUUCGAAAAGUAUUUGCAAGUACUUUAAAAACAACCGAACAGAUCUAAAAUUCACAUACACCGAUACACACAGACUCGCUGUGUAACUUAAGCACUUGUACUUAAUGCAAAUUUGAAAGUGCCACGCCCAGCGGAUUGCACGCCCCAUUUCGUUUCGAUUACUUAAGCAAAAGAAAAACAAAGCAAAAAACAAAACAGAUGAAAUAAUGGAAGCAAACGCAAAAAGAACCAACAACAAAACAAAAUCGAAAAACAAAACACAAAA
This is a messenger RNA of Drosophila ficusphila, 6479 nucleotides long. RefSeq names its product neurogenic protein mastermind (gene mam). Gene Ontology annotation, molecular function: transcription coactivator activity. The record is from RefSeq and is a predicted model, not a curated record. Gene Ontology annotation, cellular component: chromatin; nucleus; chromosome, centromeric region. NCBI's taxonomy places the organism in Eukaryota, Metazoa, Arthropoda, Insecta, Diptera, Drosophilidae. Gene Ontology annotation, biological process: chromosome segregation; Notch signaling pathway; CENP-A containing chromatin assembly.